AUGACUCCGUCACCGACUCACAAUCCUCCAAAGGCAGGCCCGUCCACCCAAGGACAGGGACCUGAAAACUCCGACCUUUACCUGCCUUCAUCGCAACCGACUGUUGCCGGUCAACCCUCGCGCUCUCGCCUCUACCGAACCAUCCUGGGCGACGUUUUCGAAACGUUUGACAUAUUGCGCACGAUCAGGAAUAACGAGGGAUGGCGUGGACUGUUCCGCGGCAUUGGGCCCAGUCUGGCCGGCGUGGUUCCUGCAACUACCAUAAAGUUCUGUGUGUACGGAAAUACCAAGCUCCUCGCAGCUAGAUACCUGAACCACAAGGAGGACGACCCUAUCAUACAUGCGUACGCCGCCGUUGCCGCCAGCAUCGCCACCGCAACAGCGACGAAUCCCGUGUGGCUUGUGAAGAUCAGGCUCCAACUCGACAGAUCACGUGCCAUUCACGGCACUACGAUGCGUCAAUAUAAGGGAAGCUUCGACUGUGUGCAAAAGGUGCUGCGGAAAGAGGGAAUCCCUGGGUUGUACCGCGGUUUAAGCGCGAGCUACUUGGGCACG
Colletotrichum orchidophilum is the source of this 555-nucleotide messenger RNA. RefSeq lists its product as uncharacterized. The transcript is spliced from 2 exons. The record is from RefSeq and is a predicted model, not a curated record. Gene Ontology annotation, biological process: pyrimidine nucleotide import into mitochondrion. Gene Ontology annotation, molecular function: pyrimidine nucleotide transmembrane transporter activity. The annotation marks the transcript as partial. Gene Ontology annotation, cellular component: mitochondrion. Lineage: Eukaryota; Fungi; Ascomycota; Sordariomycetes; Glomerellales; Glomerellaceae.